Molecule: messenger RNA, 2555 nt
Organism: Saccostrea cuccullata (small rock oyster)
Lineage: Eukaryota; Metazoa; Mollusca; Bivalvia; Ostreida; Ostreidae
Product: leucine-rich repeat-containing protein 70-like
Exons: 2
Coding region: 96-2150 (684 amino acids)
Cellular component (GO): plasma membrane
Molecular function (GO): protein binding
Source: RefSeq, a predicted model, not a curated record
UUGUCAUAAUUCACCAGACACUACAACUCGAAACAGCUUACACAAGACUGAUCACUGACAUUUACCGCAUAUUCCUCACAAGAUUAAACGAAAACAUGCAGAGUCUGAUUAUAUUAAGCUUGGUGCUCGUUUUUAAAUCCUGUUUAGGACAAAGUUGUCCAGCGCCCGCAAAUAGCGGGUGUACGUGUGACGAAGGACCACCGGGUAGUAGUGAACGCGUCAUCAACUGCCGAGACGCCGGACUGUCUAGUAUACCUGUCUUCAGUCCAUCAGAUGAGGUUUUCUUGGAGGUGACCUUCAGUAACACUCAGUCCCCAUCUCCUUCCUGUUCAAGAUGCAACAAGAUUACAACAGUGCCUGCAAACGCGUUUCAAGGACUCAAAUUCAAAGUUCUUGACCUCAGUAAAAAUUCGGUGUCCAGUUUUGAUAACAAUGCCUUUGCAGGACUAGAGGAUUAUAUGGAGGAACUAACGAUUCAGGGAAGUUCUUCAGCUGUGCCAUAUACAGCGAUAUCGAGAUUAAGAAAACUGAAGAAACUCUCACUCAGUCACUUCUCACAAAGUAUAAUUGGUAGGGACAACACUGACCUUCAAAGUCUGGUUAACUUGGAAACCUUAGAGUUCAAGAAUAUGGACACUGAGUUUAUUCAGAGUGAUGCCUUCAAGGAUCGUGUCCCUAUGUUGAAGAAAUUGGUUCUAGAGGCAUUAAAGAUAAGAACAUUCCCUGUAGCUGGAAUAGCAGAAUUGACCUCACUGGAACAUUUGUCUGCGGUCUACCUGGAAAUCAAAGAAAUACCUUACCAGGCUUUAGCCUCGCUUCACAACCUCCAGGAACUGGUUCUAUCACACAACGGUCUAACUACACUCCGAUCAGGCUGUUUUGAUGGAAUUCAAGACUCCCUAAGAUAUCUUGGACUUCACAUUAAUAAUUUAGAUGAGAGCAGUGUUGGAGCCAUCGCUUCUGAAAGGUGGGACAAAUUAGAACAACUUAAUCUUGGGCAUAACAAUAUGAAAGUCAUUCCAAGUGGGUUAUUCUACAACAUGCGUAGUUUGGUUUAUCUGAACAUUGAUUCAAACUGGUUAACAAAAAUCGGAUCUGAAGACUUUCAAGGCCUUGACUCAUUACAGUUUUUAGAUGCAUCCUAUAAUAAUCUCGUGGAAAUAGAAGAUGGUGCUUUUAUGAAGACACCCCGAUUGCAAGAGCUAGAUCUCCGAGGCGAAAACACAAACAUUCCACAAAAUACUGCGAUUUUUCAAUUAAAUACAAAAAGUGUACAAGGCCUGGAUAAUUUAGAAAGGCUUAUUCUCGCCGAUACUGUCCUCGAUGAGACAACUUUAUGGAGUGCAUUGAAGCGCCUCACCAACCUCCAAGUUCUUAAGCUUGGGGGAACAGGAAUCACAGAAAUUCCCGACUUCCAGUUUGAAAAUAAUCAACAUUUGAAAUAUCUCAUGGUGGAAAACAACAAACUUACUAAACUCACCGAACAACAAAUGUAUGGCUUAACAGACAAUUUGGUGAGUUUGAGCAUUGGAAACAAUCAAAUUCGAGAGUUAGAUGAAUGUGCACUAAACAAAUUUACAAAGUUGGAAAUGCUUUACAUCAAUAACCUUCCCCUCCACUGCGAUUGCAAAAUUCUCUGGCUAUAUGACUGGCUCAACGAACUAAGAAUAAAAAACGACAUCAAAUACUUUUUAAUCAGAGCGAUUUGCAGUACUCCUACACCUUUAGCUGGCAGAAAUUUGGUGACUGUUAACAGGACUAAACUGGUGUGUGAAAGUAGCUACACCCCGAAAAGGUGUAACGAUUUUACUACCCCUCCUUCCAUCACCACCACUGUGUCCCCCUCGGUCCCACCUGUCACCAAAAAAUCACCCACAAACAACGUAUUCAGCUUCGAAAGAAUCACCGAAUCCAGUUCUACCGUCAAGUUUGAGUGGAAAGUUUCAGAUCCAGAGAAAAUAGACAAAUACUUUUUGGAGUACCAACUUUUGAGGACUUUUCAGUGGAAUAAAGUGGAUGUUCCAAGGACUGCCUUAAGUUUUGAAAAGGAAAAUUUGCAGAAGAACUCUAACUAUCUUUUCUGUUUAACCGUUGUCCUGAAAAGCAAAGAGAGCAUAAGACCAUGUAUUGUUGUCAAUACCUUGCCAUAGACACACAUAUAGAAACAAUGGUAAAAAGCACAGUGUUCAAGGAAAUCCAUUUACAUUCCUAUUGUUAUAUUUUUACUGUAUUGUUAUUGUGUUAAUUUAUUUGUUUUUUGUAUUCAUCUUUUUAAAAUUUAAAUUUACUAUACUCAAAUAUGCAUUUCUAUAGAUAUUUAUAUACUAUGCAUUUGAAUGUCUAGUCGAGAAUAGGCUAAAGCAAGAAGACAAGAUUAAUUUCAAAUCGCUUUUGUAUCAAUGCUAUAGAUAAAGAAUCUCUAAUCUAUUUUAUUAGAUUAUAGGUUACUAGUAUAUUGAAUUAUACAAGAUCUCUUUUGAUCGUUUCAACAUUUCCAUAUACUUAUAUUUAUUCAUUUUUGUAAAUUGAUAUACAACAAUAAAAUUAAAAACUGA